AUGUCCAAAAUAUCCAUUUUACAAUCCUUACUACUAAUUGGUGUGUUCUUUGUGACGGGCUCGGAACAACAGCGCAACCGCUGUUUAGGAGUUCCGGAUGGAACGUUCGUCAACGAUUUCAGUGAUUGCGAUGCCUAUUUUGUUUGCACCCGAAAUAACAUGGUCCGAGGCCGCUGCCCAACGGGAUUUUAUUUUAGCGAAGAGACACAAAAGUGUGAACAUCCGUGGAACGUAACUUGUCUUUUGUGUAGAAUGCCUGAUAAUGAUGAUGAUAAUGAUUACGAAGGAAGUGGGGAAGAAAAUGGAAGCGAUUUUCCGGAAAAUUUCCCAAUUGCACGUGAAUGCCGAAAAUACACUGCAUGUGCCGAUGGUGAAGGUUUCCUGAUGGAGUGCUCACCGGAUCUCAUGUUCAAUCCAGAUCCAGCAGUCCGAGCAUGCGAUACACCAAGUGACGACAUUUGCAUUGAGAGUGUAUGCCCAAACAAUGUCAAUCCAUCAGUGCCAACUUUUGUACCAGAUUUAUUAGACUGCUCCAGGUACCAUAUUUGUUUCGAAUGGAAUGCAGUUGCUGUAAAUCAGAGCUGCGCAGGCGACCUGCUGUUCAAUCCAAUCACUAGGGCGUGUGAUGUGCCGGAAAAUGUGGAUUGCGAUCACAUCUUGCCGACUCCUCCAACUACGUGCAGACCAACCGGAAUUCACUACAUUCCUGCGGACGCAUGUGACCAAUUCUACGUUUGCGUAAAUGGCGAACGUGUUGAACCGGCUCAAACAUGUCUUGGAGGAACAAUAUUCGAUAUUAUCACAAUGACUUGCCGAGAAGAAUCAGAUGAAACUGAAUGUAUCACGGCCAGUAGAAAAUUGUUCGACGCACUCGAUUUUAUCUCUUGA
Molecule: messenger RNA, 888 nt
Organism: Sabethes cyaneus
Lineage: Eukaryota; Metazoa; Arthropoda; Insecta; Diptera; Culicidae
Product: chondroitin proteoglycan 2-like
Exons: 2
Coding region: 1-888 (295 amino acids)
Cellular component (GO): extracellular region
Molecular function (GO): chitin binding
Source: RefSeq, a predicted model, not a curated record